AUGCACAUUACCUAUGUGGACACACAAGCUGUAAAAGGGACCAUGCAGAGGACAUGUAAGUGCCAUGGGGUGUCAGGAAGCUGCACCACUCAGACCUGCUGGCUGCAGCUGCCAGAGUUCAGGGAGGUGGGGAACUACUUGAAGGAGAAGUACCACAGGGCUUUGAAAGUGGAUCUCCUCCGAGGAGCGGGGAACAGCGCGGCUAGCCGGGGGGCGAUUGCCGAGACCUUCAGCUCCAUCUCUCGCAAGGAGCUGGUCCACCUUGAAGACUCCCCCGACUACUGCCUGGAAAACCGCACCCUGGGCUUGCGCACAGAGGGCCGCGAGUGCCUCAAGAAGGGCAAGAACCUGAGCAAAUGAAAACGCAGCUGCAAGAGGCUGUGUGGGGAGUGCGGGCUGGCCGUGGAAGAGCGCAAGGCCGAGAUGGUGUCGAGCUGUAACUGUAAAUUCCACUGGUGCUGCGCAGUGAAGUGCGAGCAGUGCAGGAAGACAGUGACCAAGUACUUUUGUGUAAAGAAAGGAGGUCAGAGGGGAAGGAACGAGAGUGCCGGCAGCCGCCGCAAGAACCUCAGGCUGAGGAAGAAGCACUGA
Molecule: messenger RNA, 591 nt
Organism: Lates calcarifer (barramundi perch)
Lineage: Eukaryota; Metazoa; Chordata; Actinopteri; Centropomidae
Product: protein Wnt-8-like
Biological process (GO): canonical Wnt signaling pathway; cell fate commitment; multicellular organism development
Cellular component (GO): extracellular region
Molecular function (GO): frizzled binding; cytokine activity
Source: RefSeq, a predicted model, not a curated record